UGCUCUGACCCAGUCUCUACAGCCCACAGCUGCAGACAGCUAACUCCGAAGGACGCAUUCACCUGUCCGGCCUUGAGAGCCUCCCAGAGCGCUGGCUUGCGGGGAGGGCAAGGGUCGCCCCAGCGCCGCUGCAACGCCAGGCUCGCUUCUUUGCAAGCUUUAUCAGAGGCCGCCCGUCCAGCUAGACAAACUGUAGGAGACUCCUGAUAGCGAAGCGCGUGGGCGCCAAUCUAGAAGACCAAACUCGACCCACCGCGGGCGGCCCACCCAACCCCAUCCGCGAGUCUUCUCUCCGCCAGCGUCCUUCUUGGAGCCCACCGAGCCUAGCAGGGGUGACAGAGAGCCCCUCGAAGGGGUGCAGCGGGCAGGUACCGACCCGCCAGAGAUCACGCAGCGAGCCUGCGCCUUGAGCCGCCACCUCUGAGCAGUCGUCGGAUUGCCGCUUCACCGGGAGCCACUUGGCGCUAGGACCUACCCAGAGCCUGCUCUGUCCGGAUCCGAGGAGUUCCUACAGGCCCGCACAGAGGCCGGAGAACUCGCCCACUGCUCUCGGCCCACUCCCUCCUGUCCCGCUUGUGAAGAUGUCCGCCAAGCCCGACGCCGGCUUCGUGAAAGAGGCUUCUCGCCAGAUCCUGGCCGGUGGUUCCGCUGGUCUUGUAGAAAUUUGCCUGAUGCACCCACUCGAUGUGGUGAAAACCAGGUUCCAGAUUCAGAGAUGUGCAACCGAUCCAAACAGUUAUAAAAGCUUGGGAGACAGCUUUCGAACGAUUUUCCGAAUAGAAGGAUUGUUUGGUUUCUACAAGGGGAUUCUGCCACCAAUCUUGGCUGAAACACCAAAAAGAGCAGUGAAGUUUUUCACCUUUGAGCAGUACAAGAAAUUGCUAGGAUACGUGUCACUGUCGCCAGCAUUGACGUUUGCCAUUGCUGGAUUAGGAUCUGGACUAACAGAAGCUAUCGUGGUUAACCCUUUUGAGGUAGUAAAAGUUGGCUUGCAAGCAAAUCGGAACAAAUUUACGGAGCAACCAUCCACGAUGAGUUAUGCAAGACACAUCAUUAAGAAGGAAGGCUUGGGACUCCAGGGCCUCAACAAGGGAUUUACAGCAACUUUGGGACGUCACGGAGUUUUCAACAUGGUUUAUUUUGGCUUCUACUACAAUGUCAAAAACAUUAUUCCUGUCAAUAAGGAUCCAACCUUGGAGUUUUUGAGAAAAUUUGGGAUUGGUCUUCUCUCAGGCACAAUAGCCUCAGUCAUUAACAUCCCUUUUGAUGUUGCCAAAAGUAGGAUUCAAGGGCCUCAGCCAGUUCCUGGAGAGAGCAAGUACAGAACCUGUUUUCAAACAAUGGCAACAGUCUACCGGGAAGAAGGGAUUUUCGCUUUGUACAAAGGCCUGCUUCCCAAGAUUAUGAGGCUUGGACCAGGUGGUGCAGUGAUGCUGCUGGUUUAUGAGUACACCCAUUCAUGGCUUCAGGAGAACUGGUGAUUGCCUAGGAGGUGUUGAGAUCAUGGAUAUUUGCUCUACAGCACCGUAAGGAGAGACUAUCAGCUCAGCUGAUAUGAUUGUAAAUUAUAAUUAUACAAUUACGUACAGUCAUUAAAGGGGAACAAUUUAAUCAAGAACAAAACCUAUUUUGAUACUUCAGAAAUUAUCUCUAGACAAUUUGAGACUGUGGUUUUGGCCAUAUCCAUAAAUCUGUGAGAAGAAAAAUAGUAUGAAGUAAUGAGGUAUGUAAAUUGAACAUAGAAAAUAGCAUAGAAAUUAGAUCUAUUUCAUAAAAGCUAUAUAAAUCUCAUGCUCUGUAUUCCUCUUACACUGCUUCACAGUGAAAAUCCAUUGUAUUGAUAAUUUUUUCCCAUGAGGUCAAGAAAUGCUUAAAGUAAUAAAAAAAAUUAAGCCAAAAUUUGAA
This is a messenger RNA of Enhydra lutris kenyoni (northern sea otter), 1905 nucleotides long. RefSeq names its product solute carrier family 25 member 21. Gene Ontology annotation, biological process: transmembrane transport. The transcript has 10 exons. Bases 582 to 1481 code for a protein of 299 amino acids. Lineage: Eukaryota; Metazoa; Chordata; Mammalia; Carnivora; Mustelidae. The record is from RefSeq and is a predicted model, not a curated record.